AUGGCUGGUGGAGCAGAAGAAGGCCAAACAUUGGAGUACACUCCGACAUGGGUUGUCGCCGCCGUCUGCACCGUCAUCGUCGGUAUCUCCCUCGCUGUCGAGCGCCUCAUCCACUAUACCGGAAAGUUUCUGAAGAAGAAGAACCAAAAGCCUCUCUUCGAAUCUUUACAGAAAGUAAAAGAAGAGUUGAUGCUGUUAGGGUUUAUAUCGCUGCUUCUGACUGUGUUUCAGAACAGAAUUAUCAAGAUCUGUGUGAAUGAGGAUGUAAUGAAGCACCUCCUGCCCUGCUCGUUGCGGCCGGAAUCGUCUUCUAACGAAGGAGGAGGAUCUUCUCACGCUGAGCCCAAAACAACUUCUCAUUUUCAGCGCUUGUUGGCCGAAGGAGCAGCCAAUGGUGGUUACUGCGCUGCAAAGGCGGCCUUGAUUUGGAUUAUAUAG
Messenger RNA from Ilex paraguariensis (yerba mate), 438 nucleotides. The record is from the annotation of a GenBank genome assembly. Lineage: Eukaryota; Viridiplantae; Streptophyta; Magnoliopsida; Aquifoliales; Aquifoliaceae.